CACAACUUGAUGACAGGCAUUGUGUGUCGCAGUCACCGCUGUGAGGACAAACCAAAGGAAGAGGCACGUUGUUAUUGCGUUUAUUUACUGAUAUUUUAUAGGACACGUAUUUUAAAAACUCUUUCUCAAGAUGUCCAUAUUUACUCCUACAAAUCAAAUUCGACUGACUAAUGUUGCAAUAGUAAGGAUGAAGAAAGCUGGCAAAAGAUUUGAAAUCGCUUGUUAUAAAAAUAAGGUGAUAUCAUGGAAAGAUAAAAUAGAGAAAGACAUUGAUGAGGUUUUACAGACACACACUGUAUUUACAAAUGUUUCAAAGGGUCAAGUGUCUAAAAAGGAAGACUUGAAGAGAGCUUUUGGUACAGAAGAUCAAACAGAAAUAUGUAAAAUGAUUCUGGCAAAGGGAGAGUUUCAAGUUUCUGAAAAAGAGCGACAUCAACAAUUAGACGCAAUGUUCAGAGAUAUUGCAACAAUUGUAGCAGAAAAGUGUGUCAAUCCAGAGACUAAAAGGCCAUACACUGUCGGUUUAAUUGAGAGAGGAAUGAAAGAUCUUCACUUUUCAGUAAAACCAACACGAAGUACAAAACAACAGGCAUUGGAGGUAAUUCGGCAAUUGAAAGAGCAAGACAUCAUGAAAAUAGACAGAGCUCAGAUGAGAAUUAAAAUCAGACUUCCAAAAAAGGAAGCUAAGAAAGUCAAAGACAAAUUAACACCACUUAUCAAAACAAUUGAGCAUGAGGAAUGGGAUGGAGAUUUAGAAAUGGUGUUACUGAUUGAUCCUGGUUGUUUCAGAGAGAUGGACGAUCUUGUCAAAUCAACAACGAGAGGACAAGGUUCACUUGAACUUCUGAGUUUAAAAGAUGUAGAAGAAGGCGAUGAGAGAGUGGAGUAAUUUUGAUUUGAAAUAAAUAACUUUGAAUAA
Saccoglossus kowalevskii is the source of this 919-nucleotide messenger RNA. RefSeq names its product ribosome maturation protein SBDS-like. The record is from RefSeq and is a predicted model, not a curated record. Gene Ontology annotation, biological process: ribosome biogenesis; cytosolic ribosome assembly. NCBI's taxonomy places the organism in Eukaryota, Metazoa, Hemichordata, Enteropneusta, Harrimaniidae.